AAUCUCGGCGCGACUUAGUCCGUUGGCUAAGCCGUUGGCACAUUCGCACCUGAGCCCUCGUCCGAUUCAGAAAUGCAGUCCCACUCGCUCCUGCUGAUCGCAGCCGUCGCCACGUUGCUGGUGCUCCAGGUCAGUGCCCAGUGGCUGUCCCUGCUGAUGGAGCCGACUCCUGACCCCUUCCUUCCCUUGCAGACGGCGGCCAAGUUCCAGGUGAAGAACCACGAGGACGCCGAGCGGGCCUUGGAGGAGUGCCGCGAGGAAUUCUACGUGCCGGACGACAUCUACGAGAAGUACCAGGAGUACGAGUUCCCCGCCCACCGGCGCACCAGCUGCUUCGUCAAGUGCUUCCUGGAGAAGCUCGAGCUCUUCUCCGAGAAGAAGGGCUACAACGAGCGGGCCAUGAUCGCCCAGUUCACCUCCAAGAGCAGCAAGGACCUCGCCACCGUGCAGCACGGCCUCGAGAAGUGCAUCGACCACAACGAGGCCGAGUCGGAUGUCUGCACCUGGGCCAACCGCGUCUUCUCCUGCUGGCUGCCCAUCAACCGCCACGUGGUGCGCAAGGUCCUGGCUGACCUGUCCGGCGAUGCCAAAAUGCUGGAGAAGUGCCUCCGGGAGCUGAGCUCGCCGGAGAGCAUCGAGGGAGAUCUGCGGAAGCUGGAGCGGUAUCCUUCGUGGACGCGGGAGGAGCUGCCCUGCCUGAUGCGCUGCCUGGCGAGGGAGAAGGGCUGGUUCGACCCGGAGGCCAACAAGUGGAGGCUCCAGCGGCUGACCGACGAUCUUGGAGCCGACGUCUACAACUACUGCAGGUUCGAGCUGCGGCGGAUGUCCUCCGACGGCUGCAGCUUCGCCUACCGCGGAUUGAGGUGCCUCAAGCAGGCGGAGAUGCACGCCGGCACCAGCCUGAGCACCCUGCUGCAGUGCUCCCGCCAGCUGAACGCCAGCAACGCAGAGCUGCUGCAGUACAGUAGGCUCCGGGAGAAGGAACCCAUUCCGUGCCUCUUCCAGUGCUUCGCCGAUGCAAUGGCUUUCUACGACUCGGCGGGCGACUGGCGGCUGGAAAACUGGCAGAGUGCGUUUGGUCCUCCCCGGAAUGAGGAGCGGUCGGUGGCUGCCAACUACAGUGAGUGCCGGCUAAGCGAGAAAAGCCGCCGGGAGGCUACCGACAAGUGCUCGUGGAUGUAUGAGGAGUACAAGUGCUGGGAGCGAAUAAAUGGGAAUGAUCUGGUGGAGGAGACAAAGGGGAAACCUUGAGCUUCCAAUGUGAUUUGCUCAUUCAUCAAAUGCUUUAAUUUGAAUAAACAGUUUAGGCAUA
Messenger RNA from Drosophila ficusphila, 1312 nucleotides. Its product is annotated as general odorant-binding protein 99a-like. Gene Ontology annotation, molecular function: odorant binding. The record is from RefSeq and is a predicted model, not a curated record. The coding region runs from base 73 to 1251 and encodes 392 amino acids. The transcript has 2 exons. Gene Ontology annotation, biological process: sensory perception of smell. Lineage: Eukaryota; Metazoa; Arthropoda; Insecta; Diptera; Drosophilidae.